Messenger RNA from Cydia pomonella (codling moth), 3567 nucleotides. RefSeq lists its product as uncharacterized. Gene Ontology annotation, biological process: carbohydrate metabolic process. Bases 928 to 3363 code for a protein of 811 amino acids. The transcript is spliced from 17 exons. Gene Ontology annotation, molecular function: hydrolase activity, hydrolyzing O-glycosyl compounds. Lineage: Eukaryota; Metazoa; Arthropoda; Insecta; Lepidoptera; Tortricidae. The record is from RefSeq and is a predicted model, not a curated record.
AAAAUAUAUUUUUUUGACGUUAUAUUUUACUAUAUGUGGUGAUCAGUUAAACACUUGCCGUAAAAAAAGCGUUUUGUUACUUUUAUUUAUGACUGUAUUUGCGAUUUGUAGGUAUAUAAAUUAGCUCUAGCAUUGUGGUUUUACUACAUAACAAAAAUAUUAUUUUUUAGGAUGUUUUUCCUGUUAUGCCGUCUCGCAAAACCCAAUAAAUGUAUUAUAUUACUGCGAUUACGAUACAGCACGCGGCGCCCAAAUGGUAAUAAAAUUCGAUCAUCUAGCUCCCACUUACGUAUAACUGGAUGUGCCAGACAGUGACAGAAAGUACUACUUAGUUUUGUUCAUCGAACUAACAGGCCAAUUCGAACGUACACUGAUAUGGAAUUAUAUUUGAAUCAUAUUAUUUAGUUAUCUAACGUCUCGACCGCGCCAAUACAUGUACGAACAAAUACAACCUAAAUGCAAGAUAUUUGAAUGAGAUCAGAUGUCAGUCUGAUAUCAGUGCAGAGUGUCGAAUUAGCCUGUAAGACUCAUCACACAAGCCCUCCCUCCUCCCCUUCCGUCCCCUUCCGAAACAGGUAUAGCUUGUUAUUAAGCUAAAUUGAACUCGAGCGGCAAACCAACUUUAUAUAUUUGUAUUUAUCUGUUGUGAGGGUUGAGAGCAUCUCACUCACACCUAUAAAUAAGAACGACGGAGGUGCAUAAGUGAUUGCAAAAGGAGAUCAAAUUGGCGUCAAAUUGUUUACUGUAGUUGUUUACAUCCAUUGAGUUUAUACGGACGGGACCUUGUCUUUAAUAACAUAUGACUCAUAUGAGAUAUGGUUACGUUUUCGGGAAAUCUAUUAAUGUAAUCUGUGAGACCUUGAAUAAAAGACCUGUCUGAAGUUCUUUGGUGCAGUUAAGUUUUAGCUUCACGUACCUAAAACAAAAAUGUUUUUGACAAAAUGUGCCGUUUUUAUUGCGAUAAUACAGUUUGUGAGCGCUCAAAAAGAAAUAAUUACAGAGGACAACGUCAACUACCGGUUCUUUCCUGUGAAGGAUCGUACGUCGGUGUCGUUUAAAGUAGAUGCUCAUAACGAUGCCCACGUAGCUCUCAGCAAACAUCCUCAGUUCUCCGUUCCCAUGUAUGAGUUUGUUAUUGGAGGAUGGGGAAACACAAAGAGCGUGUUUAGAAGAAUAACCUGCUUGCCACGUGAAAAAGAUGAAGCACAGACACCUGGGAUCCUAAACGACCGGGAAUAUCGAGGAUUUUGGAUACGAUGGGAUAAUGGCGACAUUUUGGUCGGACGCGAGGGAUACGACAAGCCUUUUAUGUCAUGGCAAGACCCGAAGCCUUCUCCAGUGACGCAUGCGGGCGUGAGAACUACUUGGGGCUCAGAUGGGAACUGGAAAAUAGCAAACGGCUCACGCUACAACGGCGGAAACGAACAAAGUAUUGAUGUGGCAACGAAAGUCAACGCUCAAGCUCAGUACUUUCCAGUAUCAGGCAGCGCAAUGCAUUUUAAAGUGCGCGCGCGGAAUGACGUCACGAUUGAAUUGACCAGCCAGCCUCGCCAAACUGAUCCCAUGUAUGAGAUCGUUAUUGGAGGUUGGACUAAUUCAAAAAGCGUGAUCAGAAAGUACGUUUGUCACAUAGUAGAGAAAGAUACCCGCCAAACGCCCGAAAUUCUGAACAACGAAGAGUUCCGCGAGUUCUGGUUGCGAUGGGACCAUGGAAACAUCUUGGUUGGUCGAGGGAGCGAGGCCCAACCUUUCCUAUCGUGGCAAGAUCCUGAUCCGGUGCGCGUAGCUUAUGUAGGUGUGCGAACAACAUGGGGCUCUACUGGCAAUUGGAAAAUAGCAAGUGGUUCUAACAAGGGCAGGGAUAGCAUAGAUGUAGCAACGGACAACGACGUGAAGUGGCAGUUCUUCCCCAUACAGGGCGAUUCGCUGCGGAUCAGAGUCCGCGCAAGUAACGAUGCGACGAUCGGACUCGCCACUCACCCCUGGGCAACCGAUCCGAUGUACGAGGUCGUCCUCGGAGGCUGGAGAAACACUAAAAGCGUACUCAGAAGAUUUUGCUGUGCGAACCCUAUUAAAGCCAAAGCAGACACGAACGAGAUAUUAAAGAGCGGAGAAUCGCGAGGGUUCUGGGUGCGCUGGGACGGCGGGAACUUCAUGGCUGGGCGGGAAGGCGAGACCAACCCCUUCAUAUCGUGGCGGGACCCUGACCCGUUCCCUGUGGCUUUCAUGGGCGUGCACGCUGGAUAUGGUUCUAGUGGUGUCUGGGAGAUUGAAAAUACUUCUGCAAAAGACAUCAUAGUUUCAAAUAGUAAUGAACACAUACCAAUCACACAUAUAUACAUGCCAAUGGUGUGUGCACCGACGCUAACACGCCUUCGUCAGGGCACAGCUUGCGCAGGGCAGACUGUCUUUGAAGAGAACUUCGACACUCUGCAAGAAGACAUCUGGGAAGUGCAACAAUACGUGCCAGUAGAUCACCCUGAGCUGCCAUUUGUGACAUAUCAGCGUUCCACAGUGUCCAUUAAGAAUGGAUAUCUCCGUAUUGCUCCAAAGCUUCAGGAAAACCAGCCGGGUUUUACCCACUCCAGCAUGUUUGACGCGUUGGAUUUAUAUAAAGGAUGCACGUCGGCGCAAUCCAGUUCAUGCUACGUAGAAGCCGGUGAUCACUCUUCAGUUAUCCCUCCCGUGAUUGGCGGCCGCAUUAUUAGUAGAUCAAGCUUUGCCUUCACUUAUGGCACUGUCAGUGUUCGCGCCAAAUUGCCUAUCGGAGACUGGAUUUACCCAGAAAUAUUACUGGAAUCAUUCUCAAAGAAGUUUGUCUAUGGAACAAAGAAUUCUGGAGUGUUGAAGAUAGCGUGCGCCCGAGGCAAUAAAGAGCUAAAGAAAGGAUCCACUCAGUACGGGAAUAAGGUGCUGUACAGCGGCCCUGUUAUUGACACAAAGUGUCACGACUCACUGCUGGUCAUCAAAAACUCGGACAAGUUUUGGGGUGAUGAUUUCCAUGUGUACUCUCUUAAGUGGACACCAGAUAGCUUGAUUUUAUCGGUGGAUGGCGAAGAGUAUGCACGAGUGGAGCCUCAUGGCAGCGAGGGUUUGCGCGCACGUCUUCCUAAGGCCUGCAUUGGACCUCACGAAUCAGGCAUGGCCCCUUUUGAUGACCAUUUCUACAUAACUCUAGGGUUAGCAGCAGGUGGUCACUCGGAAUUUCCCGACGCGGGCGUUACGAAGGGUAAUCACUCAAAACCGUGGAAGAACCAGGCGUCGAAGGCAACCCUGAAGUUCUGGAACGACAUCGACGAGUGGCAAGAUACGUGGGAACGUCCAGAGAUGUUGAUUGAUUAUGUUAAAGUAGUUGCAUUGUAAACAUAUUUUAAAAUAAAUAUCAUGCAGAUUUUAUUGAUUGGCAAACAAUGUAUUUACCAAUCAUAUAAACAUAGGUAAUACUUUUAAGUAAAAUCAGAGUCACGUGGCCGGCUGUGAAGUAUGAGCACAUAUGAGAUAAAUGUGACGUAAAUAAUUACGUUACUUAAACAUACAGCCUAGAGAUCCGCGUCACGCCGGCGCGCC